CUUUCAGGAGGCUGUCAGGAGUUGACAUGGACGCACUAAAACCACACAUUUUAAUAUAACAACUUACUGCUUUUUUUUCAAAAACAGUCGGCCGUCAUUUUUCGACGAAAAUGUUCGUCUUCUUGUUUUUGUCGGCGUUGUUGUUUUUCGGCAGCCCAACGCCGGCGGAGCUCGCAGUGACCGCUGGAAGCCCAACUGAGUCUUUAAAUGUCGACGACAGGAAGUUUUCUCACAGAAUCACCGAGAAGAAGGUGGAAGCGUCUCAUCCUCCAUCAGGUUCUAACUUCCAACUGAAGGUCCAGGUCACUGAAUUGCUGAGUCAUCAGUACCUGAGCCGGGCCAGAGUGGAUGUUUAUGUCAACUACACCAUCAGCAGCACAGCUCUCACUGGGCCGGAGGGUGGUGCUUUGCUCCAAGUGCCUUUCCAGACUGGAUUGCCCAUCACGGUUGUGGCCAGCAGGGACGGCUACGUCUGCACGGUGUUGCCAUACAGAAUCGUCAGGACGCCAAUAUUUUCCUCAGUGACCAUGCCACUGGUCGGCCUCACUCAAGGAAACAUCUGGCUGUUUGAAGACACUUUCCUGAUCACUGACAAAACAUCUGAUGCUUCAUUGAAUCCCAUUGUCCAGUUUCCCAAGAGCCUCCUGAACCUGACAGAGAGCAGCGACAUCACUUCUUUGCAAGCCUACUUGACGAUCCCCAGGUUCCCUUCAGAGGACGGCGACUUCCUCAGCACUUUGGGAAUCAUAAGCAGCCCAUCAGGAUAUAUCAGCAUGGAGUUGACUCCAGUGGCGGCCGUCAGUGUGCGACUCUUCUCCGGCGACACUGAAUUGCAUAUCAGCGGACCCAUAAAGAUCAGCCUAACUCUUCCUGACAGCUGUGGACUUCAGUCUUCCAAUGUAGUUCCAGCAUGGUUAUAUAACCACACUACUGGUGGAUGGAUGCGACAGGGAUUGGGGACUGUGGCGUCGAUAGAUGGGAAACUGAGGUGGACAUGGACCGCUCCUCAUCUUGGUUACUGGAUUGCUGCACCUGUGCCAACUAGUGGAGAUAUCUUUGGAACUGGCAUCCUGACUGACUUCUUCGUCCAUUACUCAACGUACCUGAUUGGUGUCCUGGGAGGAGUAUUUUGUAUUUUCGCCUGUCUAAUCGCUGGAUUGAUCAAAUUUCAGAGACGCUCUGCGAGGGAAACCAAGGCGAAGCAGAUCCUUCCACUGACGAGGAAAGACCAAUCCACCGCCACGUGCAACAGUGACGACGUCGAAGGGUCGUCUGGUGAUGUCACUCAAUCUCAGCAAGGCCUGAAAGAAUUAUUUACUGAAAUGAGUGAUAAUCAACGCAAUGUUACUCUUUCCAUCUAUAAUGCCAAUAUCAUAGCCAAUCCCGAUGCUUUGGCCGCGAGCGCCGAACCUAACGACCCGAUUCCUUCACGCACCGCAGAGAUGAUGAAGGUCCCGGCGUCCCUAGCAGACAAUUUAUUAUUUUACAACCAGCCUGUUGCCAUUCUUCACGCUUCAGCAUUUUUCCAAGUGGAUGAGCAAAUGGAGCAGCCCCGCUGGAAUAAGAGUGCCAUUCGGCCGCAGGCGGCGGAUUUUUGCUGUGAUUCCGAGGAAAAACAUCCGUCCAUCGUCUCCACCGCCAUGCAGAAGCACGAGGGAGAAACUAAAGUUGUCAAAUUGAGCGAUGCUCCGGUUCCAAUUUCCCCAAACAAAUCUCGGAGCCAGUGUGGUCUUCUGGAAUCCGCUUCAGUCCCAGAGACCUUGAGUAAGAUGAAGAGCAGCAGACACUCAAUGGACGCUGCGACGGAACUUUCCAGGAUGCCCUCGUCUCAACCGCCCCGGGCCUGGUUCGUGACCCUGGAGGGCAAACCUGCGGCCGAGAUCCAUUACGCCGUGGCGGAGCAGCAGAGGAGGCGGAGAGCGGCGGAAAGCCAAGAGACUAGUUUGGAUUCGGGGGUGGAUAUGAUCGAGGUGAACCAGACGCCCGGAAGGAGGUCUGUCACUCUGGAGCGGAACGCCACUUUUGUGAAGAGGACAUCCAGCAGCAAACACACCACGUCACAGUGAAACAAGAAGACGUAGAAAUGUUCUCUCACGGUGAAUCGGCGGUUUAUUAGUGCAGUCGAACCUGUUUCGUCGAGCUACAGUGGAACCUCGAUUCACAAAGCCCUUUAUUUGCGAACAUUUCGAUUUGCAAACUUUUAGAUGGUGCCAAAUAUGCCUCUGCAUACGAACGUUUAAUUCAGUCAUUCAUUUUGUGUCGCGCCCGCAGGCAAAAAGCAGGGCGCAGCAUCGUUAAGGAGGCGACUUGCUGCUCUCCUAAGCUGUGUCCCAAUUCAGGGUCUGCAUCCUUCGGAGGACCCGGCCUACGCAGCCUCAGAAGGCUGGACCUUUUGGAGGCCAUGAAGGAUAGUCGCGGUGCAUCCUCCGAAUACAGGGAAAAGGAGGGCGUGUUCGUCGGCUGCAUUUGGAGCAGCCUUCGAAUUUGAAUGAAUUAGGACAGCCUUCGCACAGCGUUGUGAGCUAGGGUUGCAAAAUUCCGGGAAUAUUCAAAGUUGGAAACUUUCCAUGGGAAUUAACGGGAAUAUAUGGGAAUUAAUGAUAAUUAAUGGGAAAUUAAUGGGUAUAAACAUUGAAUGCAACAUGCUAGAUCUUGCAGCAUGAUUAUUAGCUAAAACAACCUGAUUUAAUGCAAAUUUUGUAGAAUUUCAACCCUGCACUGUGCAUUCCUCCAUCACAUGUGCAGUGCAUUCUUCCAUCACAUGCACAGAUAAUUCCCAGCAUGCUACACACCACAGCAGAGCUAUUGAGGCCACACUAGUAUUUGAGCCCAAGGACUUCAUCCAGUCGGGUAAGUUUUGAUGAUAUUACUGGGGUAAAUAUAUUUGAUCUAUGGUAUUUAAGUUUAAUAGAGGUGUAAUUGCUUGGUACUGUAUGACUGUAGACUAUUUCAGCAGACUUCCACUCAAGCUAGCUAGCUGUUCCUGUACGUGUUAAAUGAUUUUGGCGGCCAAUAUCGCAAGCUCGCUAGGUUUACACUACCGUUCAAAAGUUUGGGGUCACCCAAACAAUUUUG
Molecule: messenger RNA, 3075 nt
Organism: Entelurus aequoreus (snake pipefish)
Lineage: Eukaryota; Metazoa; Chordata; Actinopteri; Syngnathiformes; Syngnathidae
Product: protein FAM171B-like
Exons: 8
Coding region: 111-2066 (651 amino acids)
Source: RefSeq, a predicted model, not a curated record